AUGGCUGCUCAAAGAACUAAAAUCAACACAUCAACUAGCGUUGCUAUGGCUAUUGCUCGAUUUCAAAAUAAUGGAAAUCAAGAUAAAGAUAAACCUCCGAUUCAAUCUCGAACUUCAGAAACACGAUCUCAAACUUCUGAUUCUUCUUCAAGAAUUCAAUUUCGAACCUCUAAUAAUAAUAAGACGACGGUUAAUAAAGAAUCUGAUAAUAAUUCAGGAAAAACCAUUAAAUAUAAUAAUGGUUCUGAUUCACUUUCCAGUACUAAAGAUAAAUCAAUGAGAACUUCUGAUGCUUCUUCUUCAAGUAAUAUCGAUGAUAUUUUUCAAUACAAAAAACAUAAUAGUUCAUCAAAAACCAAACGUUUAUCAGAAAAUUCUCAAAGUUCCAGUAUAGAUACAGUUAGUACAGCAUUAACAACUCCCACUGAUCGAAAACUUGUUAAUCUAACCGAACAACAUAAAAGAGACAAAGAACUAAUUAUUAAUGUUCAUCAAGAGGAAUUACGAAAUCUCAAAGAACAAUAUGAUGCAGAUCGUGAACAAUCGAUGAUUUCAUUUCGUGAAGGAUUAGAAACUAGUCAUCAAAAAGAAUUAGAAGAACUCAAUGAUCGACAUAAUGAAGAACUUAUUAAUCUAACCGAACAAGAUAAAAGAGACAAAGAACAAAUUAUUAAUGCUCAUCAAGAGGAAUUACGAAAUCUCAAAGAACAAUAUGAUACAGAUCGUGAACAAUCGAUGAUUUCAUUUCGUAAAGGAUUAGAAACUAGUCAUCAAAAAGAAUUACAAGAACUCAAUGAUAAAAUAAAAAGUCAUUAUGAGGAGAUCAUAAAUUUAAAGUCACAACUUUCUCAUUCCAAAGAAUCAUCUAAUGAAAUUAAAGAAUUACAAGAACUUAAUGAUCAAAUAAAAAAGAAAUAUGAAUUAGAGAUCACAAAUUUGAAAUCAGAACUUUCUCAAUCGAAAGAAUCAUCAAAAGAAUUAUCAAAAGCAAUUGAAGAACUAAGAGACAAAGAACAAAUUAUUAAUGCUCAUCAAUUACGGAAUCUCAAAGAACAAUACGAUACAGAUCGUGAAAGAUUAGAAACUAAUCACCAAAAAGAAUUACAAGAACUCAAUGAUAAAAUAAAAAGUCAAUAUGGAGAGAUCAUAAAUUUGAAAUCACAACUUUCUCAUUCCAAAGAAUCAUCUAAUGAAAUUAAAGAAUUACAAGAACUUAAUGAUCAAAUAAAAAAGAAAUAUGAAUUAGAGAUCACAAAUUUGAAAUCAAAACUUUCUCAAUCAAAAGAAUCGUCAAAAGAAUUAUCAAAAGCAAUUGAAGAACUAAGAGACAAAGAACAAAUUAUUAAUUCUCAUCAAGAGGAAUUACGGAUUCUCAAAGAACAAUACGACACAGAUCGUGAAGGAUUAGAAACUAAUCAUCAAAAAGAAUUACAAGAACUCAAUUAUAAAAUAAAAAAAACAUCAAAAGAAUUAUCAAAAGAAAUUGAAGAACUAAGCGAAAAACUUCAAGUGGCCGAAUAUGCUCAUGGAGAUUUGAAUUCUAAAUAUCUUGAGUUGCUUGAGAAUAAUCAACGAUCAUUAGAUGAAACAGAAAAUUUUGAUUCGAAAGUUCAAGAAUUAGAACAAUUGAUAGAAAGAAAUCUAGUACUUGAAUCCGAAAUUGAAGAGAUGGAGAAAGAACGUAAUAAACUGGCCGGAUUAGUUUCAGUCAUGAAAGAAGUUUGGGAAAAGAAAUAUCAUGAUCUUAAAAGUCAUUCAGUAAUAGUUGAAUCUAAAAGAGAUAAAUUACAAAGUGAACUUAUAAAUGUUAAAAUAGAAUUAGAUAAUAAAUCGAAAGAACUUGAAAAUUCUACGAAUUUCGAAAAAGAAAAAGAUACAUUAUCCAAACGUUUAGAAGAACAUCAAAACGGGAUGAAAACAUUUAUGACAGAAUUCGCUUCAGAGAGAGAAUCAUGGCGUCAAAAGGAAGAAGAUCUUAUUUCUAAUUAUGAAUGUGAGUUGAUGGAAAAAGAUUUGGAAGUUAAAGAAUGGAACGAAAAAUAUAAAAAGGUCAUAAGAGAUUGUGAAAAUUCACGAGAGCGAGUAAUAACAUUUGAACGAAAAGUUAGUGAAGCUGAAAAGACCAUUUCCAAUCUUCGAGAACAAAUUAAGAUUAUGGAAAGGUCACAAAGAGAAGAGAAGGAAAAACUUAAGAGACGACAUGAGGAAGCCAUAUCCAAUCUUCGAGAACAAAUUAAGAUUAUGGAAAGGUCACAAAGAGAAGAGACGGAAACGUUUAAUAAACAAGUUUCAUUAAGGAUGGAAAAUAAUAAUAGUACGAUAAUGAAAUUUCAAAUAACAGAAUUAGAAAAACAAAUCGAAGCAGUUAAAGUUGAAUGUGAUAUGUGGAAGAAAGAAUUAUCAAAGCAUAAAACCAAUUACUCACUUGCGGCAUAUGAAAAUGAUGUAUUAUCCAAAGAAAAAUCCGAAUUAAACAGGAAAGUGGAUUCAUUAGAAAAAGAAUUAAAAGAGUUAUCAAAUGUUCGUCAACUCGAAGGAAAAAUUUGUAGUCCUCAUUUUGAAACCAUGCCAAAUGUUUCUUGGCAAUUGGGAUUUGUUCUUGAAUCACCAAAUGAUCCCGAAUAUUGUGCAAUUUAUCUUCAUGCGAUAUGUAAUACAGAUGAGAUAGAAGAAUAUGAUCCAUUAAGGAACGACUGUCUACCUGCUCUUUUGUAUAUAAAAAGGUUGGAUGGAACUUUCAUCAAACAAAUGAUUACUUCUUCAAGGUUUCAGUUUAAAUCUGUAAAGAUUAGAAGAUUACGAAUGGCGCAAUUUUGUAAAAGAGAAUUUCUUACAGAUAGUAUAAUAAUGGGAGUAAGAUUAAGGAGAACAAAACUUCUUGAUCAAUUUGAUAAAUCUUUAAAUAUUCCUAAAAAAUCAAUUCAACUUAGGUCCGUACCUAGAAAUUUAGAAGUAGCUUGGAAUAAUGAAUUUAAAAGAGCUGGAUCGGGUGAUGUUAAAAUUACGGUUCAAGGGCAAACAAUUUAUGCCAGUAGUACCAUUUUAGCUAAACGUUCUGAUUAUUUUCAAAGAAUGUUUCAAGGAACGUGGUUUGAAUGUAAUCGUUCUUCAAGUAGUAAUUUUAAAAUCAAGGAUUUCGAUUAUAACACAGUGAUUCAAAUGUUAUUAUACCUUUAUACCGAUCAAGUGGAACUUAGCGAAUGUACAAAUAUUUGGGAUUUAUAUACAAUUUCAAACAAAUAUUUGAUCACCGAUUUAGAACUUAAAGCCAAAGCAAAAAUAAUUGAAGAUAUAAAUUUUUUUAAUGCUGCUGAAGGUUUAUUUGGAAAUGCUUGGAAAUGGCCUGAAUUAAAGAAGAAAUUUUUAAAAUUUGUGGUAAAACAUUUUCAUAACGUUCGAAAUAGUCCAGGUUAUAAAUAUAUUGUUACGAAUCAAUCAAAAUAUCCCAUGUAUUUAGAAAUAAAUACUGAGAUUUUGUUGAAUUUGGUUCCGGAAGCGACUACUUCUUCUUCUUGUUAA
Molecule: messenger RNA, 3519 nt
Organism: Diversispora eburnea
Lineage: Eukaryota; Fungi; Glomeromycota; Glomeromycetes; Diversisporales; Diversisporaceae
Source: the annotation of a GenBank genome assembly